Molecule: messenger RNA, 1353 nt
Organism: Neodiprion fabricii
Lineage: Eukaryota; Metazoa; Arthropoda; Insecta; Hymenoptera; Diprionidae
Product: chymotrypsin-1-like
Exons: 5
Coding region: 37-792 (251 amino acids)
Biological process (GO): proteolysis
Molecular function (GO): serine-type endopeptidase activity
Source: RefSeq, a predicted model, not a curated record
GAAGUUUCAGCAUCGAGUUCACUGCAAUAUCCAACGAUGCACCGAGUAACUUGUCUGUUUGUUGUUAUUAUUACCCUCCUUACCGUCUGCCAUGGCUACAGCAUCGAGAAAAUCGUGGGAGGAUCCGACGCCCAGGAAGGCGAUUUUCCGUACCAGGUAUCCCUGCGUAGGUACAACAUGCAUUUGUGCGGUGGAUCAAUCGUAAACGAACUAUGGAUCUUGACAGCAGCGCACUGCGUGAGCGGCCAGAAUGCGAUGUGGAUAACCGUGGUUGCUGGAACGAAUCUACUGUCCGAGGGUGGCGAUUCUUAUCAGGCGGAAAAGUUGAUAGCUCACAAAAAAUACGACCCCUUCACGAUCGGUAACGACAUUGCCCUCGUCCGUCUAGCGUCUUCUAUUGUCUUCGGUCCAAAAGUACAGCCCGUUGGUAUGCCGUUCAAAGAUUCCGACGAGGUCGAAUCCGACGUGAUCCUUUCCGGCUGGGGGAGAACUUCCUAUCCGGGGGGGAUUCCUGACGUUCUUCAACGGAUUAAUCUUCGCACGAUAUCCGGAGAAUCUUGCAAGGCUGCUUUCUCCAGCAUUUAUUUAUCAGUAAGAGACAGCAACAUCUGCACUUUGACUCAGGAAGGAGAGGGAGCCUGCCACGGCGAUUCCGGUGGUCCGUUGACGACAACUAACGGAACGCAAAUUGGAAUUGUUUCCUGGGGCAUGCCCUGCGCGAAAGGAUAUCCAGACGUUUACACGCGUGUAGCGAGUUUCACGGACUGGAUAGAGGAGAAGAUCGAGCAAUAAAGGUUCACCGAUCACAGCCGGAAUGAAUCUGUUUGCCUAACGGAUGAGUUUGAAAAGCGAAGUCACAAGGUUCCGCUAAAUUGAUGGGCACCUGUUUCGGUUUGCUCGGGAAAAAUUUAUAGCCUCGCGAAGUGUUGUUUCAAUAUUGAUAAAGUUUGAGCGAAAUUUUGUCCUCGUCUCGAGUGCAAAUUUAAUCCAAUAAACGAUAUGUAUACAGACUUUGAUGAAACAACUUACGAGUAAUUCAGGCAUACCUCUCGUCUCGUUGUACAAACGAGCUUAUAGCUUCUAUUUCCAGACAAACAUCAAAUAUUUGCUUUGAAACAAUAAGACCGAGAGGGUAGAACGGAGCUGAGGGUGAGAAAGGCCUAUGAACACGAGAAAUUAUGUUUAUCGUCUACACGGCGUUAAGUAAGGAAUUAGACUUGGAAGGAUUACCGAUAUAAUUUUCAGGAUAAAUUUACUUCCUUGAGGCAUUCAAAUUUUUGUCACGAUAUUUCACGUUCAACGUUUGCACUGAUUUUAUAAUUUAUAGAAUAAAAUUAAAUUUUUAAAACUUUA